Molecule: messenger RNA, 1006 nt
Organism: Saprolegnia parasitica CBS 223.65
Lineage: Eukaryota; Oomycota; Saprolegniomycetes; Saprolegniales; Saprolegniaceae
Exons: 3
Coding region: 12-908 (298 amino acids)
Biological process (GO): protein peptidyl-prolyl isomerization
Molecular function (GO): peptidyl-prolyl cis-trans isomerase activity
Source: RefSeq, a predicted model, not a curated record
UCCUCUCGCGAAUGGCCGACGAGAGCGUCGUGAUCGAGGUCGCCGGCGUCCUGACGGACCCGGCCUUCCAGCGCAUGCGCCAUCUUGCGCUCGCCCUGCGCGAGCACGUGGACGGUGUCUCGCUCUUGAUCAAAGCCCUCCUCGAAGUCGACUACGCGCCAUUCUUGUACAAACAAGGCCUCUUUCAAGAGUUUCCGCACCAUCCUGCCAGUGCGCCGAUCGCGUUCGUGCCGCCGUCGCCGUCUGAUGCAUCGAGCUCGACGGGCAACACGUACAUUGGUGACGCCGAAGCGUUCGCAGAGUUUUGCGCCAUCAAGUACGGACUGCCCGAGACGCUCUCGGACUCGGACGCGAAAGCCCUGGCCGACGACGCGUGGCGUACGUACCGCGAGCGGUCGGGCCAUGCAUUUUGCUACCUCAAGUUUGCCGUCGACGAGCACGCUGUGACGCCGCGCGACGAGCUUGUCGUCUUGGAGCUCUAUACGGACACGUGCCCGAAAGCGUGCGAGAACUUUGCCAAGCUCUGCGACUCGGGCUACGCCGGUCUUCCCGUGCACCGCAUUGUCGCUGGCGGCUGGAUUCAGUCGGGCGACGUCGAGCACCAAGGUCGGGGCGACGGCCGCGGCGGCUGCGUCGUCGCUGCCGACGGCGUCUUUGAAGACGAGACCUUUUGCAUCUCGCACGACCAACCUGGCAUCCUCUCGAUGGCCAAUGCAGGCCCCCACACGAACGGCGCCCAGUUCUUUAUCACGCUCGCGCCGCUACCGUGGCUCGACAAGAACAAGGUUGCCUUCGGUCGCGUUGUCCGUGGUCUGCAGACUGUCCACGCGGUUGGACGACUGCAAACCGUCAACGAGCGACCGAUCACGCCGUGCAUCAUCACCGAAUGCGGUCGUCUUCCUCUCUGAGCCACAUCUUCUCGUGUCACGACGCUACAUCAACGCGGGAUCAAGAGGGUGUCGUAUAAGAUAAAAUAAGAAAUGGCAGUUGCUGCUGUCUAUAUGCC